AUGGACUUGGAGAAGAUAAAGGUCGAUAAUCCCAUCGUUGAGAUGGACGGUGAUGAAAUGACUCGCAUUAUCUGGAAAUCGAUUAAAGAGAAGCUUAUACUUCCAUUCCUGGAGCUGGAUAUAAAGUAUUUUGACCUUGGACUUCCUCAUCGCGAGGCCACUAAUGAUAAAGUUACAAUUGAAAGUGCAGAAGCCACUCUUAAGUACAAUGUGGCAAUUAAAUGUGCAACCAUUACUCCUGAUGAGGCACGUGUUAAAGAGUUCAGUCUGAAACAUAUGUGGAAGAGUCCAAAUGGAACCAUACGAAACAUCUUAAAUGGAACAGUAUUUAGAGAACCAAUUAUAUGCAAGAAUGUCCCCCGGCUUGUCCCAGGUUGGACAAAACCAAUAUGCAUUGGAAGGCAUGCUUUUGGUGAUCAGUAUCGAGCUACUGAUUUAGUUAUUCAAGGGGCCGGAAAGCUUAAAAUAGUGUUUGUACCAAAUAGUGCUGAUGGGAGCACAGAGCUGGAGGUUUACAACUUUACAGGUUCUGGGGGUGUAGCUCUGUCAAUGUAUAACACUGAUGAGUCUAUUCGUGCUUUUGCUGAGGCUUCAAUGAACACUGCUUUCCAGAAACGGUGGCCACUUUAUCUUAGCACAAAGAAUACAAUUUUAAAGAAUUACGAUGGAAGAUUUAAGGAUAUCUUCCAAGAAGUUUAUGAAAGAGAAUGGAAGUCCAAGUUUGAGUCAGCCGGGAUCUGGUAUGAACAUCGUCUUAUUGAUGAUAUGGUUGCUUAUGCUCUCAAAAGUGAAGGAGGCUAUGUUUGGGCAUGCAAAAAUUAUGAUGGGGAUGUUCAAAGUGAUUUCUUAGCCCAAGGAUUUGGAUCUCUUGGUUUGAUGACAUCAGUACUAGUAUGCCCAGAUGGGAAGACAAUUGAGGCAGAAGCAGCUCAUGGCACAGUUACACGCCAUUAUCGGGUACAUGAAAAAGGAGGUGAAACUAGCACUAACAGCAUAGCGUCAAUCUUUGCCUGGUCACGGGGUCUUGCACACAGGGCAAAACUGGACAACAACGCCAGACUCUUGGAUUAUACCAAGAAACUAGAAGCUGCCUGCAUUGCAAGUGUGGAGUCUGGAAAGAUGACGAAGGAUCUUGCCAUACUUAUCCAUGGGCCUAAGGUCACAAGGGCUCGGUAUUUGAAUACUGAAGAGUUCAUUGACUCUGUUGCUGAGGAAUUGAGAGCAAGAUUGCCUAAAAAAGCGAAGCUCUGCCCAGUUAAUAACUGUUCUAAUGUUAAUCCUCCUAUAUCCCAUUUUUCGAUACGAAAAAAUUCAAGAAUUCAUUCUUAUUUUCCAUUUCGAUGUGUAUCUAAACUAGAAUGUCCUACAACUGCAGUCAGUGAUGUUGCUGGUAUUUUCCAGAACAAGGUUUUGAUAGCCGCAGCUUUAUCUGCAGCAAUUGGGCAAUUAUCAAAGCCAAUUACUUCGACUAUAUUUUCUGGCAAGAAUUUUGAUGUUAAAGCUGCCAUUCAGGCUGGAGGGUUCCCUUCUACCCAUUCCUCUGCUGUGGUGGCCACUGCGACUUCCCUUGGUUUGGAAAGGGGUUUCUCUGAUGCAAUUUUUGGUUUAGCUGUAGUUUAUGCAAGCCUUGUCAUGUAUGAUGCACAGGGAGUUAGAAGGGAAGUCGGCAUUCAUGCGAAAGAAUUAAACAGGGUUUUGCUAAGCACCAGAAAGAGUUCAACUUCCGAGUUCUUUACAGACAAAACAGGCAAAUGGUUCCGUGUUACUUAG
Messenger RNA from Fraxinus pennsylvanica, 1770 nucleotides. Lineage: Eukaryota; Viridiplantae; Streptophyta; Magnoliopsida; Lamiales; Oleaceae. The record is from the annotation of a GenBank genome assembly.